Molecule: messenger RNA, 1216 nt
Organism: Mycena citricolor
Lineage: Eukaryota; Fungi; Basidiomycota; Agaricomycetes; Agaricales; Mycenaceae
Source: the annotation of a GenBank genome assembly
AAAGGCAAAUCAGCAGAGUACAGAGACUGACCUUGAAGGCCUGCGGCGAUUCGGUUCAACGAAAGUUUUGAGACUGUGUUUAGCUGUAUAGCUGAUCAAUGAUGGUGUCAAUACUCGGAUCAAUCAGCACUGCCCUUGAUCGGUUCGAACAUCAGUGAUUGUACCACUCUAGAACAAAUAACCACCACCUUCACGUUUCCCUCAUGGAUUACAAUCCCUACUCUUACCAGCAAGGCUCAUCUUCCAAUAAUCAUAUCCCUUCUAACGCGUAUGAAUAUGAUGUUGGAAUCCUUGCUCAGCAAAGUGUUUAUGUUCCCGGCGCCAUGAUCGACAAACGCGGCGGCUCUGGUGGCAAGCUUGCUAAAGGAGGCAAGCGUACUACAGUGCUCAGGAAAGGUGGUGGCAAGGUGUGGGAGGACCAAACUUUGUUGGAUUGGAACCCUUCUUGGUUCCGAUUGUUUGUUGGCGAUCUUAGCAACGAUGUCUCAGACGACGUACUCUCGAACGCAUUCAACAAGUAUCCUUCCUUCCAGAAAGGACGUGUAAUACGCGACCGACUAAGCCAAAAGGCUAAGUAUGGAUUUAUCGCUUUCUCUGACCCUGAAGACUUUCUUAAAGCAUGGCGAGAGAUGGAUGGCAAGUACGUUGGCAAUCGGCCUAUCAAGCUGAAGAAAGCUGACGACACCGCGAUUCGUCCGGUUGAGAUUGGCCACCGUAAAGCCAAACAACUCGAGAAGAAUCUCAAGAAGAACAGACACAACCCGUACUGAGUUCGUACUCGAGUAUGUCCUUUGCCGUUUGUCCCAUCUGUAUCUGAAUGUAUAAUCCUCCGAUGCCCCUCGCGACCUUGCUCAUUUCUCUUACACUUCUUUCACAUGUAAAUCCCGAAGCCGACGAACUUUCCCUGUUCACUUUUAUACUUCGUGGACGCGUCUUUGCGCCAGUAAGCAUUGAUCAUGUCGUAGCAAAGGUAUGGGCUCAGCGGCACGCCAUUGUCCAUUUAAGAUGCAUGUGUACUUGCGCAGUCCCUAUUCGGGCGUGGAUUGCAGUGUCAGGCGUGGAUUGCAGUGAAACAUGAGAUACACCCUAUUUAUCAUGGUCCUGUUCAAGUGUCGUUAGCUUUACUUACUUUGAGCUCACCUCGACUACAUGGUCAGCAAGUAUUACAUCGGAUUGACAUGUGCCAUCAUUCCCCGGCCAACACGAAAUAACAACG